AUGUCACCCCUGCUGCCACCCUGGCCCAGGUCCUCGCAGCAAACAUUCACACUGGCCACCGCUCAGCCAUGUCACCCCUGCUGCCACCCUGGCCCAGGUCCUCGCAGCAAACAUUCACACUGGCCACCGCUCAGCCAUGUCACCCCUGCUGCCACCCUGGCCCAGGUCCUCGCAGCAAACAUUCACACUGGCCACCGCUCAGCCAUGUCACCCCUGCUGCCACCCUGGCCCAGGUCCUCGCAGCAAACAUUCACACUGGCCACCGCUCAGCCAUGUCACCCCUGCUGCCACCCUGGCCCAGGUCCUCGCAGCGAACAUUCACACUGGCCACCGCUCAGCCAUGUCACCCCUGCUGCCACCCUGGCCCAGGUCCUCGCAGCGAACAUUCACACUGGCCACCGCUCAGCCAUGUCACCCCUGCUGCCACCCUGGCCCAGGUCCUCGCAGCGAACAUUCACACUGGCCACCGCUCAGCCAUGUCACCCCUGCUGCCACCCUGGCCCAGGUCCUCGCAGCGAACAUUCACACUGGCCACCGCUCAGCCAUGUCACCCCUGCUGCCACCCUGGCCCAGGUCCUCGCAGCGAACAUUCACACUGGCCACCGCUCAGCCAUGUCACACCUGCCGCCACCCUGGCCCAGGUCCUCGCAGCGAACAUUCACACUGGCCACCGCUCAGCCAUGUCACCCCUGCCGCCACCCUGGCCCAGGUCCUCGCAGCGAACAUUCACACUGGCCACCGCUCAGCCAUGUCACCCCUGCCGCCACCCUGGCCCAGGUCCUCGCAGCGAACAUUCACACUGGCCACCGCUCAGCCAUGUCACCCCUGCUGCCACCCUGGCCCAGGUCCUGGCAGCAAACAUUCACACUGGCCACCGCUCAGCCCUGUCCCCCCGUUUGCCACCCUGGCCCAGGUCCUGGCAGUAAACAUUCACACUGGCCACCGCUCAGCCCUGUCACCCCUGCUGCCACCCUGGCCCAGGUCCUGGCAGUAAACAUUCACACUGGCCACCGCUCAGCCCUGUCCCCCCGUUUGCCACCCUGGCCCAGGUCCUGGCAGUAA
Schistocerca serialis cubense is the source of this 1062-nucleotide messenger RNA. RefSeq lists its product as uncharacterized. The record is from RefSeq and is a predicted model, not a curated record. NCBI's taxonomy places the organism in Eukaryota, Metazoa, Arthropoda, Insecta, Orthoptera, Acrididae. The transcript has a single exon. Bases 1 to 1062 code for a protein of 353 amino acids.